This is a messenger RNA of Danaus plexippus (monarch butterfly), 2230 nucleotides long. Its product is annotated as protein PFC0760c-like. NCBI's taxonomy places the organism in Eukaryota, Metazoa, Arthropoda, Insecta, Lepidoptera, Nymphalidae. The record is from RefSeq and is a predicted model, not a curated record. Bases 167 to 1816 code for a protein of 549 amino acids. The transcript is spliced from 2 exons.
AAAAUAACCGUCACUUCGCACCUGUCCUUAUUCGUUUACAAUUACGAAGUUCACAAAAGUUUUCGAAGAGCUUUCUUUAACAACUACUGCUUUAAAUGGUUUGGAAUUAAUUGAUUUCCUUUAUUUUAAAAUCAAGGUAUCUGAGAAUUCGUUUAAAUGGUGAGAAAUGAACUCGAUAGAUAACAAUCAAUUCGAAAUUAAAUCAACCAAAAGAAAAAUUCAAAGUGGCCCAAACGUUUACUUGAACCCCGCGUUAGACCUACUCGCUAAUGAAGAUCGCAUGUGCAACACAGCUAUGGAAAUAACACCAAAUAAAAAACGUAAAUGCGCUAAAAGCUCUGAAAUUUCUGCAUUUGAAAACACUGCCUUGGACCUUGGUAUAAGUAAGGCGGCGGUGAAUGAAUUCCUUCAACGAGAACUUAACAAUGUCCGGAAGAAUAUAAAGCAUGAUAAUGAGCUCAUUGAAUCAACCAGUUCUGAAAAUAUUGAACCUGAGCCUAUAUAUGUCAAUAUAAUGGAUGUGAAUAGGGGAAUGAAACAUUAUGACAAAAAAAACAACAAAGAAGAAACCAAUUUAGAUAUUGAAGAGAAUGAAUUAGAUUCGGGGAUUUCUGUUCUUGAACAAAAGUCAUUGAACACAGCUACAUUUUCAAGUGAUUUAGAUAAUAUAUCAGCAAUAAACACGACAAACAUACAAACAAAUGUCACUAAUCAAAUAUUUGUUAACAAUAGUAGCAAUCUUAAUUUAAGUUUUAUUGAUCGGCUCGCUUUAGACUCACCGGCAGCAUCAAACCAGUCUUUGUAUUUAGACGAUGACUUAAACGAAAGUAAUAUUAUGGAGAUAAAAACUAUUACAAUCAUUACAAAGAAGAAACUAAUACAAAAGAAAACUACAAACCCAUUUUUGGAUCCAAAUCUGGACGUCAAUGAUGUGCCAUUAGGCGAGAAUCCAUUUUUAGUAGACAACAAUCCAGAGAUGGAGUAUAACAUGACUGAAAUGAAUGAAAAUGUUCCACCAACUAAUAUGAUACCCAGGAAACUGUUUGCAAGUGAAACUAACAGUACUAUAUCAACAGUGAAUGAAUCAUCAACCAGCCAUGACUAUGAAAAUAUAGAUAGUUACCGAGCUGAGAGUCCCAUCUAUGAAAAUGUGGUGGAUGGAACGGCAGACACUUUUAACAAACAAAGUAAGAUCUUAGGUUGUGACGUAUCCCACUUCAGCGCUGUCGAUAUCAUGAAUUUGAAUAAAAACAGCCAAAAAAAUAAUCCUAAUGAAUCUAAUGACAGCAAGAAAGAUUUGAAGCACCAUAUACUAAAAGCAAGCAAUAAACUGUCAAAGAAAGUGUUUAAGACAUUGAAAAAAAAGUUCAAGGGUGAGAAAAUUGAGCAUAACAUUACAUUGAACCCUUAUGAGGUACCUCGGAAACCUCCAAAGAUAAAAACUGAAAAACCGGAGCCAGGGAUUGAGAAUCCUGCACUUAAUUUGGACAACUCUGAUGACAUUGAAAUUGAAGAGCUGGACGAUGAAGAGCACCAGUAUGAAACUAUAAAAACGAUACGGAACACACAACUAAAUACAAACAUCACGCCAUUGAAAGAAAGAGUUAUCGACAACCACGAUCUCUCAAACAAUAGAACUUACACACCAAGCAAAAAGGUCAGAUUUGACUCCACUCUGAACCAAGAGAAAGUUAUAACAGGGAAUAGUUUCGAUUGUGACAUACAGAGUCCGGGGUUUGAUUCCAAAAUUGACAAGUAUCAUGACGAACUGGAAAAUUGCAUAAAUGAAAAGAAAUUUCUGCAACAGAAUAUGUAGCCAACUGGUACCAUCUAACAUGAAACACUGGUCCAAAUCUCACUAUGCUCAAUAUGCUAUAUAAGUAUAAAUGUAAAUAGGCAUAAUUUACAUAGGAUAAUAAUUCUAAAGCCUAUAAUCUACUUAUAAUGUUUCUCUUUUAUUACAUAUUUGUAUUGUUAUUUAUAAUGACACAAUCCAAAGUGAUGUACCAAUGAUGUACUUAAUUAUUACUUAAUUUAUUUUAUUUAUAUACAUUUACUUUAUAUACAAUACUUGAUAUAGUUUUAAGAUUACACUGGCAGCUGUGCUACAACCUAAAUCAUGUUGCUACAACAGCUACGAUAUUAUUAUAAGUUUGUUUGAAGACUUUACUGUUUUUUGUAAAUAUGUGAUCAACUCUUGCCAAAUAAAUAUAGUAUUGCUUUUAAACAA